Lytechinus pictus (painted urchin) is the source of this 8588-nucleotide messenger RNA. RefSeq names its product von Willebrand factor A domain-containing protein 8-like. NCBI's taxonomy places the organism in Eukaryota, Metazoa, Echinodermata, Echinoidea, Temnopleuroida, Toxopneustidae. The transcript is spliced from 45 exons. The coding region runs from base 124 to 5808 and encodes 1894 amino acids. The record is from RefSeq and is a predicted model, not a curated record. Gene Ontology annotation, molecular function: ATP binding; ATP hydrolysis activity. Gene Ontology annotation, cellular component: cytoplasm.
CUCCACCGUAGAUGGCGGAAGACUCAAAGCAGAUUGGGUUGUGAGUCGCCAGUCUGCUGGGCGUGUUAUUUCUUUCGAUUUUCGUGUAAAUUUCAUGAGAGUAACAGAGUGCAGUAACUCCCAAUGUUUCGGGUGGCAAGGAUGUCGUCGGAGCUUCAGUCCGUGCGAAGGCUUCGACAGCUGCACAGCCUUCUACAGGGACACCAACAGCAAGGGGCCCUAGUCAUACCUAAUCUCCGCUGUAGAGCUGUCUACUCUACUGAUGGAAAAUCUGUAUCACUAGGAGGGGUGACUAAAACAAUCAAGGAGCCAGCAAGAAAAGAAUUAGUACCCAUCAAAUACUUGCCAGAAAAUGUACCUCAGUCCGUCCUUAGGCAUUUACGAUGGAUCAUGCAAAAGGAUUCCCUUGGUCAAGAUGUGUUUCUAAUAGGAGCACCGGGCCCAUUAAGGAGAGCUAUAGCCAUGCAGUAUUUGGAACUAACAAAGCGAGAAGUUGAGUACAUGGCUCUGUCCAGAGACACAACAGAAUCAGAUUUAAAACAAAGAAGAGAAAUCAAGUCUAGUACAGCAUUUUAUAUUGAUCAGUGUGCAGUCAGAGCAGCCACAGAAGGCAGGGUACUUGUUUUAGAAGGUAUAGAGAAGGCAGAAAGGAACGUGUUACCAGUCUUAAACAACCUUUUAGAGAACAGAGAAAUGCAGCUUGAAGAUGGUCGGUUUCUUGUUGCCAGUCAACGAUAUGACAAAUUAUUAAAGGACCACACAAAGGAAGAACUAGAAAGAUGGAAGUUAGUAAGAGUGAAUGAGGAUUUCAGAGUUAUUGCUUUAGGCUUGCCAGUACCUAAAUACAGGGGGAAUCCCCUAGACCCGCCCCUUCGAUCUCGCUUCCAAGCAAGGGACGUCAAUCCAUUAGCAUUCAGGGAUCACUUACAAGUAUUAUCAGAAGAGGGGAGUGCUGUUCCUUCAGAAAGACUUUCUCAGUUAUUAUCGUUUGCAACAACGUUAAGAUCAGAGGAGAUAUCAUCCCUAGGUUUACCAGACUUCCCUCUUGAUAAUCUAUCGAACAUUGUCCAAAUUCUGAAUAAGGUACCUUCCGCAUCUGUACAUGGUUUGAUCCACCAACUCUACCCCUAUGAGGUCUUCCUGAACAAAGAGGGCCAGGAAUCCGUCCUAGAUGCUUUACAGAAAUUUGAGCUAAAGCCGGAGAAGUUUGAGAAGCCGCCAAAGCAGAGGAUUUCAGAUGUCAUCCAACGAACCAAUCAGAAUGGUGGAUUCACUGCAGCUGUUAAUGUGGAGGUCGAAGGUCAAAUUAGUCAAAUACAGGUUCCAACUGGUGUAAAUGCUGAGAAGCAACAUGAUGUGUUACAUAAAUACAUCUCAACAUCAACUCAUGAUGGUCUAUUGGCUGAUAUGGUGAUGUCACAUUCUGUUGGAGAUUUCUGCUUAGUGGGACCAAAGGGAUGCGGGAAGAGUGUUUUAGCAAGAGAGUUUGCAGAGAAGCUUGGUUAUAACUCAGAGAUUGUCAUGCUGUAUCAGGACAUGACUUCACGUGACCUACUCCAGCAGCGAAUCACAGAGCUUAACGGUGACACGGCCUGGAGGUUAUCACCUCUAGUCAAGGCGGCACUAGAGGGCAGCAUUGCUUUGCUUGAUGGCUUACACAGAGUGAAUCCUAGUACAUUAGCUGUUCUCCAUAGAUUAGUACAUGAUAGAGAGGUGACCUUGUUUGAUGGUACCAGACUGCUCCGUCAUGAUAGAUAUGAUCAGGUGAAACAGGAUACCGGUCUCUCAGAUGCUGAGCUGGCAGAAAAGUCUAUAAUGAAAAUACAUCCAUCAUUCCGCAUCAUUGCCUUAGCCGAGCCCCCGCAGGUUGGGAGCAGUAGUCAGCAGUGGCUUAACCCAGAACUACUCACUCUCUUCAUGUAUCAUCAUAUUAAGCCUUUGACUAUGGCAGAAGAAAUGACCGUUAUACAAGGAAUGGUUCCUAAUGCUCCUACAGAUAGCCUGGACUCCAUACUCCAAUUGACUCAUAGAUUGAGGCAUGCAGCUGAUCCUAAUUUGCAGUCUGUAGCGUCUUCUCUAUCGACCCGUAAUCUUAUCCGCAUUGCUCAUCGUCUUGCUCACUAUCAAGACCAAGGUCUCCAUGAUGCUGUACACAAAGCAUGUUUAUCAAGAUUCCUUCCCUCGCUUGCCAGACAGUCGUUGGAGCAAGCACUGGAGGAUGCUGGGAUAGUACCUCCUCCGAAAGAAUCACAGAGCAUUGAUGAUAUAGAGAAAGCUACUUCAUGUGAAAUCAAGGAUAACGUACUGCGCAUUGGUAGGACAGAGAUGGCGCUCUAUAACCCAGAGAACCGCAUGAUGGUUCCAGAUACACUCUUUUAUGAGAAUCCACAGCAUCUAUCAAUAAUGGAGGACAUGCUGAAAGACUUUACUCUAGGAGAGCAUCUCUUAUUGGUUGGUAACCAGGGUGUCGGCAAGAAUAAACUAGUAGACAGAUUCCUUCAUCUUCUUAACAGACCAAGGCAGUAUAUUCAAUUACACAGGGAUACAACUGUUCAGACUCUCACACUUCAGCCAAACGUUCAAGAUGGUGUUAUAGUGUAUGAGGAUUCUCCUUUGGUAAAAGCUGUCAAAUAUGGUCACAUUCUGGUCGUAGAUGAAGCUGACAAGGCCCCUACCCAUGUAACAUGUGUUCUUAAAGCAUUGGUAGAGAGCGGAGAGAUGAUGUUAGCUGAUGGGAGGCGUAUUGUAUCUGCCCAAUCUGGAAUGCAUCCCUCUGAUGAUAUCAUCAUCACUCAUCCUGAUUUUAGUAUGAUGGUUCUAGCAAACAGACCUGGAUUCCCAUUCCUUGGAAAUGAUUUCUUUGGCUCAUUAGGUGAUAUAUUCAGCUGCCAUGCGAUAGAUAACCCUGAUAUAGAAUCAGAGAUGGCUAUGUUACAGCGCUACGGUCCUGAUGUACCUAAAUCUAUCCUACGUAAGCUAGUCCUAGCCUUCAGUGAGCUCAGGUCCUUAGCAGACCAGGGUCUUAUUGCCUAUCCUUACUCAACCAGGGAGGUGGUUAACAUGGUCAAACAUCUACAGAGGUAUCCAGAUGAAGGGCUCCCUCAGGUGGUGAAGAACGUCUUUGAUUUUGAUGCAUACAAUAACGAGAUGAGAGAACAGGUUGUUGAGACUCUUCACAAACAUGGCAUUCCUAUAGGAGCAAGUACAGCUAAUGUUCAACUAGCCAAAGAGUUUUCCUUGCCACCAGCAAGCCUGUCUGGACGAUGGUUGUUUGGUGAUAGAGGUGCAAGCAAGAGGAAGAUGAUGUGUCCUGUGGAAGAAAAGAAGCUCAGAGUCAAGGGGCCAGCACAUAUCCAGGUUAGGGAGCAUAAGCUAGAUCGAGUAGAUUCCCGAGCUUCGAGCUUCAACGAACAGAUGGCAUCAUGGCAACUACCAAUGAAUGAGAUGAACAUACCGACCGAUGUUGCUGUUACUAAAGAGAAGUCAUCCGAGAUGGUCCAUGUCUGUGUCGGGAACCCAAUCAGUCUGUAUAGCAUGAAACCCUUGGGUCAGUCUAUUCAGUUCCUGGACCUGUACGAUGUAUUCCCCUAUCUAGGCUACAGACCAGCCCAGCUUGCAGCCCUAGGUGGUCCACUCCAGGGACAGGUCGUUCUCAAUGAUCCAAAGUCCCACACCAGUCUCCUCAUUGACCCGUCCAAUGGCUCCGUCUGGAGACUCUACACCUCAGGGCUCCUGGAGGAGACUGUUACCAACAUCAGACGUACCGUAACCAGCGGCAACCAGCAGGACCAAUACAAGAUGUGCUCCGAGUUUGCCCAUGAGAACUGGCUGGUCUUCUAUGUUGAUGGAGGAUCCAAAGUUGAAUGGAUGGAUGUGUUGAAUGGCGAAGCAUAUACAGUUAAUCUCCCAAUGAACAUCAAGUCUCUCAAGCUUGCCUCUCCUGAUGCUUGGCUACUGGUAGAAGCCAAGACAGACAGGAAAUACUUAAUGACCCGUCCUUCCCAUGAUGCACCAGUCAGUCAGCUACAUGCCAUCUUUGAUGCCAGCCCAGGUGACACGGUUGCAGACAGCGAAAGCUCUGUGUCAUCAGGCAGCCUACCUCUUGCGGUAUCACAUAAAGGUUUGUCUAAAGACGAUCUGAGUUCCGUCAUUGGUGAGAAUAUGGAUGCACCAAACAGACUUAUGGCUGAUCCUAACAGCUAUGGCUCUGUAGCUGUCGGCUUUCCCGAUUUGCAGUCUUCUGUAGAUGUGUACAGUGCACCACGUCCUGCCCCACCUUCAGCCCAGCCUUCAGGACGUGACCCCCUAGCAUCUCUCAUGAAGAAGACUGGUACAACAGCCCCCACCGGUAGCCCUGUGGUACUCCCAGACUCUGCUCAGGUCGUCAGGGUCCUCAACAGCAAACAGGUUCCGAAGGAAGUCUUCCCAGAUGAGAAAGUUCCUGUGUCCGGUGAAUUCCUGGAAAUAGCUGACAUGUCUUCACUAACUCUCAAAUACAUCCCCAUUCCAAGUCCUACAGUACAUCGUAACUACACCCCAUGGGUGUCUGAUAGUAAGAUUCUUACAGCUCCUACACCAAGCGAGGGCGUUGUCACUGUCGACUCGGGUGGUCAUGUGAGGCUGUGGGAGACAGGGCGCCCUCAGUUGUCCAAGUCGCUCACCGACUGGUAUAAAAUGAUUGGAACCGCAGAAGACGCCAAACUGCAAAUCACGUAUGAUAAGGAUGAAGUAGGUGAUAUAUCAGAGCCUAAGUUUGGAGAGAUUGAUCAGUCUAAUAACCCUCAUGUUGGCGGCAACCGUUGGGCAGGAGGAACGGGAGGCCGAGAUACCGCUGGUAUGGGUGGUAUAGGAGGUCCAUUCAGAUUAGAUGCUGGUCAUGAUGUUCAUCAAGUCUCACAGGCUAUGAAGGAUGCUGUACCAGAAGAGGUGAGGAAAGCUGCAAGAGAGAUGGCUCAGAAGGCUUACAAGGCAAGACUCAAGGAAAUUGAUAUGUCUGAGUAUGAUGCAGAGACCUAUGACAGAUUCUCAGACGGUGUCAAGAGACAGGUCACUUCCCUUAGGGUUAUUCUAGAUAGUCUACAGGCAAAAGCCAAAGAAAGGCAGUGGAUCAAACACCAAUCGUCUGGAGAUCUUGAUGAAGUGAAAUUAAUUGAAGGACUGACCGGAGAGAAGGCUAUCUACAAAAGGAGGGGCGAACAAGAUCCAGAAAUGGGAAGCCCACAGGAGCAUCCAAAGAGAUUAAGGCUUGUAGUUGAUGUGAGUGGUAGCAUGUAUCGGUUCAAUGGACAUGAUGGACGUCUAGACAGAACUCUACAGGCUAUAUGCAUGGCUAUGGAAGCGUUUGAAGGCUAUGAAGAAAAGUUUGCUUAUGAUAUUGUAGGCCACUCUGGAGAGACAUGUGAUGAAGUCUUCCUCAAAUCUGACAAGGUUCCAAAGAACAACAAUGAAAGACUCAAAGUCCUGAGGAACCUCCAUGCUCAUGCUCAAUUCUGCCUCAGCGGUGACAACACCGUUGAAGCAGCAAAGACAGCCAUCCAGGACAUCGUCAAGGAGGAAGCCGAUGAGUACUUUGUCAUCAUCCUGAGUGAUGCUAACCUAGAUCGGUAUGGUAUCAGUCCUAAGGUUCUAUCACGCGUCAUGCAGCAGGAUGAAGAUGUUAAUGCCUAUGCCAUCUUCAUAGGAUCUAUAGGAGAUCAGGCAGGAAGAUUGGUUCGUAAUCUUCCCGCUGGACAUGGGUUCGUCUGUAUGGACACCAAAACUAUCCCUCAGAUCAUGCAACAGAUAUUCACUUCUACUAUGCUCAAAUAGAUUCUCUCUCUUUUAUUGAGCAGCAAUGUGUGUUAAUGUAUAUUAUUGGGGAAUAAAACUUAACCUUAUACUCCCCAUUGUGUCCCCCCUCAACGUUUUUCACGAUUUGUCCUCCACGCGAAUUUUGUUUACUGCACCACUCGUUUACUUUUAAGUCUUGUUUUUGAGACCAAAUUUGCGACUCCCAUGUAUAAUUCAGGGGAUGUUUCACAAAGAGUUAAGUAUGACUUACAGUCAUGUGUAGUGCUGAUGCACAUGUUAUGUUAGGCUCAAUCUUAUUGAUUGAGAUGCAGUCGUACGCGUCCUCUUGGUAUGAUUUGACCAAUGCGGUGAUGCCUUUUAUACCACCCGUAUUGGAAAUUUAACCCUAUCUAGGCCGGGGUAUUUUGGGAGUUCAUAUGGCCGGGGGGGGGCCUCCCAGGCCCCCCUUGAGAUCUUGGCCGUCGACCGCGCGAUCGCGUCGAAAAUUGGAAGGGGGGUUGUCUCGGACAUAAUCUACAAAAUUGUAUAGUAAUUUUUUUCAUGCGAAUUGCUAUUGAGUGAUUAUGGUAAUUUAGGCGUAAUUAGUAUGCGAAAUCAUACUUUUUCCUCUAACUCCCAAAAUAAAGCUCAAAAUAUUCUAAUUUGUGGUAUAGAAACUCUUUGUGGUGUUCUUAGCAAGUGUACAUGAACAAAAUUGUGAUAUCAAAUCAUUUUCUUAUGUAUUAUAUUGUUUUUUGCAAUUUCUUAUGUAUUUCUUUGUUUUUUUUUACCUUUUGUUUUUCGUCGUUUUUUCAAUGAAAUUUGUUGGGGACUCUUCUCAGAUCAUAAAAAGCAUGAAAUUAAUACAUUUAGACCACAAAACUAAAAAUAAUCAUACAUUUAUGAUUUUUGGUUGAAAACACAAUUUGCAUUGACUUUGUACACAAAAUCACGUUUUUGAGCAAUUUUUGGUCUGACAUGCACUUACAUAAUGUUGCGUAAUUUUGGAACCACAUACCUGGGCGACGCAAAAAUUGGUCUCAAAACUUGCGCAAGACUUGAAAGUAAAAAGUCAAUGAGCGGCGCGGUCAAAAAAUUUUGCGCGAAUCGUUGAGGGGGGGGGCCUCCAAGGCCCCCCCCCCCGGCCUAGAUAGGGUUAAGUGUGACUCUAGUCACAAUUAACUUUUUUUUUUAACACCCCCAGGUCUUAAACUGGUGCUGUUGAAAUUCACUGCUUAGAAGCCUUAUUGCCAAGAGAAUAAUAUAUUUACAAUAUUAGCCUACAUCUUCUAGAACUGGAAAGUAACAUUUUAUUUUCUAUGGUUGCAAAUUUUCUAUUAAUUGCAGAUUUGCAACAUAAAUUUUGUAUUGAUUUUGAAUGUAUGUCUUGUACCACUCCAAGGCAGAUUUGACUGAAUUUUAUGACAUAGUGUAAUUUUUUAAAUAUGAUAUAUUAUGUACAUACAUGUACAUGAUGUAAAUGAGAAAAUAUUGUAUAUAAUGAAACUAUUUUCUUAAUCAUUGUUUUUUUUCAUUGGAGUUUUAAUAUCAUUGGAUUUGACAAACUUAUGAUAAUUUCAAGAGUAGCCCAGCAGUAUUAGAAUCAUGUAUUUCAGAUAUAGCAGGGUUUACAAGACAUUCAUGAGUAUAACCCUUAGGAAACUAUUGACUUAUAUAAAGGUUUCCAGUUUUCAGUUUCCUAUGCAGGAAUUUCUUGGUUCUUCAGUGACACAAGCGAACCAUGGUGAAGCAAUUGAAAAUAUGUAGUGAAAAUCUUAGCAAAAUAUCUAUUUCCAUAAAAAUCUUAGAAUUUAUGUGUUGUUAUAGCCCCCUCUAGGGCCAAUCAAUACAGAAAGAGUUGUAAUGAAGCACAACUCUAAACAAAAUAAUAUGAAAUCUUGUUUUCAACCAGUCCAAAUAAUAUGGGUACUUUGCUAGGCUACUAUAUUUUUAGUUUUUGAACCUUUGAAAGUUUCAGAUUUUUUUCAGGAUGGUAAGCCACUUGUUUUAUCAAAAGAGAAAAAAAAACAUGCUGUGAUGAUUCAAUGACUUUUGCUCUGGUGAGAAUUGCUCCACUUUAAAUUCCAUGCACUAAUCAAAUGAUUAAUUCAACCCUUUAUUUGAUACUCUACCCUACCUUAACCCUAAACCUAACAGAAAACCCAAUGGCAACCCUAAUCCUACAGCUUAGAUGAAAUAAAUCACAGAGCAAUUUUUGCAAGAGCAAGUGUCAUGUCACCGCUGUGAUAUUUAUAUUUGAAUUUUUCUUCAUUUGUUUUUUUUUGGGGGGGAGGAUCUUUGUAUUUGUUAUAAAAUGUUUUUUUAAUGAGAAUAUAUGCUGCAUACAGAUUUAUUAUAUGGCUUUGUUCUUAUAUUAGAGAAUGUUGCUUACUUGAAAUGUGUAUGAGAUUAAUUAUGUUCCUUUAAGAAGCUCACUUAAAUUGUUGUGAUUGAUUUGAUAAUAUUUGUAUUCUUCUUUUGCUCCUUGAAUUCUGAGGAGUUUUGGAGACUUUCUUUGAAAAUUAAUAUUUCUUAAAGUCCAUGCUAUAUAGUCAGGGACGGUUGGAUUGCUUUGAUAUUAUUUCUUUACUGUUAAAUCAGACUCUGACAAAAAUUUAGUCUUGAACUUAAAUAGUGAUUCAUUCAGGGAUAGGUGGAUUUUAAUGGAUUCAUCUUUGGUGCAUUAUGUGUACAGGUGUAUGUCAUAAAGAAUAUUUGUCUUAAUAAUUGUAUUUAUUGAGUUUGAUUGCAAAUUGUAUAUGUAAUGAUGAAAUGAUGAACUGAUAUGAAUAUAUAAAAAGAUAUAUGUAAUAUUUGAA